AUGCGGCAACCCAUCCAGAUGGAAGAGUUUUAAUCAUAAANUAUGUUUAAAAGAAGAGAUUUCUUUAGAAGCAAUAACAUUUAUAAAUAAGGAGUUGUAUUCCUCAUCUAUUAAAAACUUUUAAGUAAUUAAUUGAGAUAUCUUAUUUAUUAGGUUUAUGGAAGUGUUGUUUAUCCGACCAAGGAAUGGGAACUUUUAGGUAAUUUUUUUGCGGAAGACACAAAUGAAUGGUAGAUUUUCAAUUUGGAUCAACGAUUCUUGAGAUAUUUAAAAAUACUAAUUGUUGAUUUUCAUAACGCAGAAUUCCAUUGUACUUUAACUCAAAUUAGGUUAAUUUUUAUUAUUAUUAAAAUUAGAGUCUUCGGAAAAACUGUUAUUGGAGAUUUGAUUGAUUCGCAUAAGAGAGAUAAGGUUAUUAAACCAGAAACUAAAACUAUAAAUUUAACUUAAGAGUAAUAAGAAAUUAAAUUAAAUGAGGUUUCAGAAGAAGAAGAUCGAUCAAAAAAUGAUACAUGCUCUGUUGUUGAUUAUUUUUAUAGCAACCAACUUUCAAAAAGAAUUGAAAAUUAAUACAUUAAUGUCCUACCAUAUGAAACGAGACAAUCCCUAUUUAAAGUGACUGCUCAGAAUAUCCUAAUAUUAUCUCAUAAUGUAGAAUUAUUUAAAAAUGAAAUCAAUUAAAUAAAACACUAAGACAUAUAGUAUUAAAAUGAAUAGGAUCAAAUUAAGGUAUUUCAAUAAUAAUUGAUCACAUCAAUAUAAGAAUAAAAAUUAAUAAAUGAAAAAUUAGAGAAUGAGUUGUAUUUUAUCAAUCUAAAAUUGAUAACCAUGUUCAUUAUACUAAUAGGAAUAACUUUAAUUUUGUUGUUUAUCAGUUUUUGCAAUCAAAAUAAAUAAUCAACAAUUGAACAAUAAAGAGUAUCUUUUAAAGCUUAAAGUACAAUCAUUAAAUCUUAGCCUGAGUUGAUUACUUCUAAACUCAUUGAAAAUAAUGCUAACAGCAGUAAUACUACCAAAUAAAUAAAAAGCUCAAAUGGGAAAUUAAAAAAAUCACAUUGA
Paramecium octaurelia is the source of this 1059-nucleotide messenger RNA. The record is from the annotation of a GenBank genome assembly. NCBI's taxonomy places the organism in Eukaryota, Ciliophora, Oligohymenophorea, Peniculida, Parameciidae.